AUGUCAACAGAAGUGGAAGACAUAUUGACAAGAAGCAGGGUGACAACUUGGAAGAGGGCCUAUGUGACAUUCUUGGCUGGGAAUGGUGACUAUGUGAAAGGGGUGGUGGGCUUGGCAAAGGGCUUGCGAAAAGUGAAGAGCCCAUACCCUUUAGUGGUUGCUGUUUUGCCUGAUGUUCCUGAGGAACACCUUCAGAUUUUAACGUCUCAAGGUUGCAUUGUUCGCCAUAUUGAACCUAUCUAUCCUCCUCCAAACCAAAUUCAGUUUGCCAUGGCUUACUAUGUCAUCAACUACUCCAAGCUACGUAUAUGGAAUUUUGAAGAGUACAGCAAGAUGAUAUAUUUGGAUGCGGAUAUUCAAGUGUUUGACAACAUAGACCAUUUGUUUGAUGCACCAAAUGGGUACAUGUAUGCGGUGAUGGAUUGUUUCUGUGAGAAAACAUGGAGCCACUCUCCACAAUACAAGAUAGGAUAUUGCCAACAGUGCCCUGAUAAGGUUACUUGGCCUGUUGAAAUGGGUUCUCCUCCUCCUUUGUACUUCAAUGCUGGCAUGUUCGUCCUUGAGCCAAGCACUCUUACCUACCAGAAUCUUCUCACACUGAGAGUCACUCCCCCCACACCUUUUGCAGAGCUAGAUUUCUUGAACAUGUUCUUCCAAAAUACGUACAAGCCUAUACCUUUGAUUUACAACCUGGUUUUAGCCAUGUUAUGGCGCCACCCAGAGAAUGUAGAGCUUGAAAAGGUUAAGGUGGUCCACUAUUGUGCAAUUGGUUCAAAACCGUGGAGGUAGACUGGCAAGGAAGAAAAUAUGCAAAGAGAAGACAUAAAGAUGUUAGUAGCAAAGUGGUGCGACAUUUACAACGACGAAUCCCUUGAUUUUAAUGCUGAGAUUCCUUUUAUGGCAGAAGAAGAGACAUUAUCAAAGUCAUCAAUCAUGGCUUCUAUUCCUGAGCCCAGAAUUUCCUUCAUUCCUGCUCCCUCUGCUGCUUGA
This is a messenger RNA of Abrus precatorius (Indian licorice), 990 nucleotides long. Its product is annotated as galactinol synthase 1. Gene Ontology annotation, molecular function: glycosyltransferase activity. The record is from RefSeq and is a predicted model, not a curated record. Lineage: Eukaryota; Viridiplantae; Streptophyta; Magnoliopsida; Fabales; Fabaceae.